Messenger RNA from Zalophus californianus (California sea lion), 9890 nucleotides. It is a transcript of the gene GPR160, whose product is annotated as G protein-coupled receptor 160. Gene Ontology annotation, cellular component: signaling receptor complex; plasma membrane. Bases 543 to 1556 code for a protein of 337 amino acids. NCBI's taxonomy places the organism in Eukaryota, Metazoa, Chordata, Mammalia, Carnivora, Otariidae. The record is from RefSeq and is a predicted model, not a curated record. The transcript has 4 exons.
CGCCCCGGGCUUCGGGUGGUCCGUUCCCCCCGCGCCGCUCGCGGCUUCUCCGGUGGGCGCUGGGCGCGUCGAGGAGGGAGACGGAUUUCUCUUUCACGGAUUCAGAGGCUGGGGUUUCUCCACCACUUAAGAGAUCGUGGAGUGGGGCAGGGGCGCUUGGCGGAAAGCUGCAGACGCCGGAGCCUGACCGCUUGGGCUUGGGGGUUAUCGCGUAGCCUCCGCGCCGGCUGUCUGUCGUGAGCCGAGGGACUUGGCGGCAGGGCCCACCCCCGGAAUUCCAGAGGCGACCGCAAGGACCCAGCCGGCAGAGGAAGGUCGAGCUGGGAGGAAACGCGCUCGCUUCGCCCCACCUUGUGCAAAUGACUCGGCUUAGUCACAUGGCAUUUUGGAAUGCCAGGUACCAAAAGUAAGAUCACUGAAGGCAGUAAAACUGAGAUUAUCAGCCAAGAAAGACUACUGGAGAAAGCAAAGGAUGGAAGCAAAAGUGAAGCAGUGUUUUAUCCUAUGUACUUCAGCAGACCUUCUGCAAUUCAGCUAAAACUAUGACUGCUCUUUCUUCAGAGAACUGCUCUUUUCAGUACCAGUUACAUCAAGCAAAUCAGCCUCUAGAUGGUAACUGUCUGCUAUUCUUGAUUAUACUUGGGAAGAUACUACUGAAUAUCCUCACAUUAGGAAUGAGAAGAAAAAUCACCUAUCAAAAUUUUAUGGAAUAUUUCUGCAUUUCACUAGCAUUCAUCGAUCUUUUACUUUUAGUAAAUAUUUCCAUUAUAUCCUAUUUCAGGGAUUUUGUACUUUUAGGCAUUAGGUUUACUAAAUACCACAUCUGCCUAUUUACUCAAAUUAUUUCUUUCACUUACGGUUUUCUGCAUUAUCCAGUUUUCCUGAUAGCUUGUAUAGAUUAUUACCUGAAUUUCUCCAGAACCACAAAGCUAGCAUUUAAGUGUCAAAAAUUUUAUUUCUUUAUAGUAAUUUUAAUUUGGAUUUCAGUCCUUGCUUAUGUUUUGGGAGAUCCAGCUAUCUACCAAAGCCUGAAGGCACAGAAUGUUUAUUCUUAUCAGUGUCCUUUCUACAUUAGCAUUCAGAGUUACUGGCUGUCAUUUUCCAUGGUGGUGAUUUUAUUUAUGGCUUUUCUAACCUCUUGGUCAGAAGUUACUGCCUUGGUACAGGCUGUUAGGAUGACUUCCUAUAUGAAUGAGACUGUCCUAUAUUUUCCCUUUUCAUCCCAUUGUAGUUAUACUCUGAGCUCUAAAAAAACACUCUUGCCCAAGUUCAUUAUCUGCUUUCUCGGUACCUGGUUACCAUUUGUACUACUUCAAGUAAUUAUCCUUUUACUUAAAGUACAGAUUCCAGCAUUUAUUGAGAUGAACAUUCCGUGGUUGUACUUCGUCAAUAGUUUUCUCAUUGCUACAGUUUAUUGGUUUAAUUGUCACAAGCUUAAUUUAAGAGACGUCGCAUUACCUGUGGAUCCAUUCGUCAACUGGAAAUGCUGCUUCAUUCCACUUACAAUUCAUAAUCUUGAGCAAAUUGAAAAGCCUAUAUCAAUAAUAAUUUGUUAAUGUUGCCAUGUUAAAACUAAUUAAAACUGACAACUACAGUAGGAAUCAUAAUUUUACAAAGGGAAAGGACAUAUAAAGAUUGAACUGAACUGAAGCUCCCCUCCCCGGCCCCAACUUUCAUACCUUUUCAGAAUGUGUCUUUUGGGACUAUGGUAUUAAAAACAAAAUAAUUCCAAGAAAACUUUUUAUACCUGUUCAGGAACACAGCAUGUUACCAAUAUUAAUUUAACACAAAAGUGAAGCGAGUUAAUAUUUGGCCAUACUGAUUUCAUGUUACCCAAAAAACUAGUGGAUGCAAACUGUUAGUAAAUCUGAGCUUCUCUGCCAGUGAUAUACAAAUGUAAAUAAACAUUUUUAUUAAAUUCAGAGCAAGAAAAUCAAGAUCAUUUUCUUAAAAUUUGGUAUAAAUACUCCUUUAACAUAAAGGGAAAAUUAGCUCGAUUUAAAUUUAGGUAAUUUUCAAAAACAUAUCUCUGUUCUUAAUACAGAUAUUCCUGGAAGAAAAGUUUGUUGCUCACCUUACAGAACUGGGAGUAGUGACUAGGUCUCUUUCCAUGACAUACCAGAUUCAUUUUCAUUUACAACUUAUAUGUCACAUACUUGCAUAUCAAAUCAUAAUCACAUGGGCAAUGUAUCACAUUGUAAAAGUAAAGGAGGGUUUCUUAUCCUCAGCACUGUUCACAUUUUGGGUUGGGUAAUUCUUUGUUGUGGGAGACUGCCCUGUGCAUUGCAGAGUCUUCACCAGCGUGCCUUCUCUGCCCAAGACACGCCAACCACAACAUCUCCAGACACUGCCAAACCUCCCCUGGUGGGCAGAACUGCCAGAGUAAAGCCAUCUCAAUGGUAGGAAUCAACUGAGGUCACUUUGUUCAACUACGUAGAUACUGUCUAUAACUGUCACCAUUUCUAAACCUUGUCCCCUCUACUUCUCUGGGUUACUUUCCCUCUGACUGUACCACUUUCCAACUGGCCAUUACCUAGGACUGAGAUACUUUAAAAUAUAUCGUACUUAGUAAAGGUUUAUACUCUGCAGAUUAUAAAUAGGCAAACUUGUAACUAUUUCAAAGCCCUCAUAAGCUUAAAGAAAAAAUUAAUCAAUAGACCAGCCAAAUGGAAGAGGCUUUUAUUUGUAAAGAAAUGAACUUACAACUGGUCUACAAUAUAUUAUUGUAAUAUAAACAAUAUAAAUAAAUGAUCCUGUAGGCCCACUAACCUUCCAUCCAGACCCACAUGAGGCAAUGUUAACAACAAUAUUCUAUAUGAAAAUGUGCAGGUAACAAAGGUGCAAUUACAAGCAAGUUUAAGCAGCAGAGUAUAAGGUGCUUUAAUUUAACAGUUAAUGUUGCCGUCAACAAACAUUUGAAUGUUCAAUUUUACUUCACUGAAUACAGACACAACAAAUAUGAAAAUCUAAAAUUCAUACACAUGCUACUUGUUAUUAUGAAAGUGCUUUCUCUUUUAAAAAAAUACACCAAAUGGACAGUCUUUUUACAUAGAUCAUGGUGUGCUCUUAUAAUGCAAAAUUAACUUCAUUUUCAGGUUAUACAUUUUAAAACUGUAGCUAUAGACACCAAUCUAGGAACGCUAAUGCUAAGAGUGCUAAAACUAUUUCAUUUCCUGUAAGGAGGACUCUAAUACAAUAUCCAAUGGAAAGAAUACAUCUAUAUAUAAUCUUAACAUCUGUUUUCUGUAAAAGUAAAAAAGGUUUCCUUUCCCCUUGGUGAUGCUUUGUUCAACCUGGGUAGAUGAGCUUUUGAGGUUUUAGUAAUAUGAAAGUCCUAUUUUAGAACAAUGGGAGGAACCAAAAGGAAUUUAAAAAUCAGUUAAUGUGUGCUUGAAGCAUCAGAAAAAAAAAAUUACAACAAUCUGCCUUUGUUAAAUCAACAAAGUAACAUUUUUUUUUAACAAGCAAGAAGACAAAAAGCAGUAAUUUAACAGAGGCUUGAAAUGCCCACCCUCGCCUCUCCUGUCAGUACCUCUCCACACACUGUGUCUACAACUCCAGCCUUCACCACAGCUCACUCCUCACUCUGAGGAUAGUUUUUAGAACUCACUUUGACUUUUUUUUUUCCUGUGGAAAAAAGACCAAGCUUCUGAAUGAGGUGACUGGGAAUCUUAAGUGUAUUGGCAAUCAGACAUCUGUAAUUAUGCACACUGCAUCAGCUUUUUUUAAAAUUCAAGAAUACAUAUACAAAAAGUAUGCUAUAGAUAUUUAACACCAUAAAAUAUUUGAAAAAUUAGGUGAAUUAAAACAUUUUAAAAGUAAAUUUUAACGAGGACCAUGGCAAAUUCUUUUAAACCCAGACUAUUUGGUUACUUGGAUGUCAGUGUUCUAUUUUCAAUCAGUUUUAGAUUCUAAUCUAACAUGUACUGGGACAUUUUCCUGCUUUAAAAGCUGCAACGGUGAUGCAUAAAAAAGAUCUUUUUUAAUAUUAGGUAUUUUUAUUUUGAGGGGGUGAGAAAAAAAGAUAUUUUCAUUUUGUAUUUUUAUGGAGAAUGCUAGCAUGAUGUUAAUCUGUAUUGCUGGAACAACAGAAAUUAGAACAUUUCACAGAACCCCCAAGUGGUUAGGAAACUACCCAGCUAAUGCCAUUCAAUAUUUAUUCCCCAAAUAGUUGUCAAUUCAAGCAUGGAAUGGUUUUAUGUUGACCAGUUCUGCAUUUUAAAGGAAACCUUUUUAACUAUGUAAUACAUGUGUUUUCUAAAAAGUAGGUAUAUUUGUAAUAAUAAGUUUUGUGUAAUUUCUUGCUUUAUCAACAAAAGACAAUAAAAAACAAACCUGUUUAGCGAGAUUCUCCUUUGAGACUUUUCAGUUUUAGAAAGUUACUCCACUGUCAAUACUGGGUGUAAAGCUUUUGUAGUUACAAAUGUAUAGUAAAUCAGCACCAGCUUCUUUCUUUGUAUUGUUCUGUCAAACACCCUGUAUAGUAACACCUCUGGAAUAGAUUCAAGGGUCAAAAUAAUUCUGAGAAAUAUGAGCUGUCACAACAGUCUCAAAAUGUAAAUCCUUAUCAGGUACCCUGGAUUGUGUAACCAAUAAUCAGGUAUAUGACUGACUAUGAUUUGUAUGUGAAAUGUGUUUUAGGAAUAUUGUGCUGUGAUUCAUUCUGACCCCUUAGAUGUCAUCUAGCUUAAUACUUUUAUUUACCCAGUACAUAAAAAUUUCCUUCUCAGUUCCAACUUUACAUUCAGUACAGUAAGUAAUAGUAAUAAUAAUGUCCAUGUUUGUUUAAAGCCACAAUCAGAAUUGUUUGGGAAGAUUUUGUGUACUUAUUAGCAGUUCCUUAAGUCAUGUAUACCACACGCUGCACAUAGUAAGUGUUCAAAUGGUUUGCUAAAUGAAUGGAUAAAUGCAUGAAUGACAAUGUUCAUAUGUGUUUGUAUGUUCAGUGGUUAACUAGUAGGAAGCAUUUACAAAAAUGCCCUCAUUUGCUUGUCUGUACAAUUUUCCUUCUCUAGUUUAAACCGUUAAGAGAACAAAAACUGCAGGUGGCCCAGGAAAUGGAUGCUUAACAUUUAUCUUUUAGCAAAAGCUCUUAGUAUGUAAUGAACCGUUCCAAAGGGAAAGAGAAUUAAGUAGAAGCAACUUUAAAAAUACCCCAUUAUGUGGCCGAGAAUCAUAGUUUUAGAGCUGGGAGGUACCUUAAAGAUGAUUUAAACCAAAAUCAGCUUUUUGAGUAGUAGAGGCUCCAUACUGUGUAUUCAGAAGAUGGAACAGAUUAAAAGCAAAGGAAGGGCUGAAGGUGUCACACGCCACUAAAUCACCAACUGCAAGUAAAACGCCCAGCCCCCCCAACCAGCGUUUUAUCUUCUUUCAUGUUAAUUUAAUGAUUAUGUUCAUCUAUUAUUUACUACUGAAGUAGACUAUUUAGUACUACCUAAAACAAAAAGAAUUAAGACUUUAACAACACAUUCUAAAUAAAGAUUUUAAGCAAUGGACACUUCUGGUUUGCUUGAGGCAAAACUAAAAAAAGUUCCUUCUUUCUAGAACAGAUUCACGCUUAUUUCACUACCAGGCCCACCACUAUCUAUAAACACCAACUUCUUCACCUCCAUUAAUUAAAGCUCCACAAAACAUGGGUUUAACACUGAUAAUAGUCCCUAGAGCAUAACUUUUCAGCCAAUAACUGAUGGCUACUAUCAAUUCUUAAGAUGAUGACUGGAGUCAGUUGAAGUAGGCGGUCUCAAAGGACUUACUGACUUCCGCUUAUAUUUAAAACUAUGCCAUGUUAGCAGAACAGUAUGUUAAAUUUAUAUUAAGUUCUUUUUUCUGACUUAAAAUUCAUCACUAGACUUCUUUCCAACAAUAUAUUUUAGGACCCUUGUAAAGGUUUUCUUUCUAUGGAUUCAUACUGACAUCAAUAUCACAGAGAGCAAUUAUACUUUUCAAAAGCAGUGGGAACAAAUACUUCUCUAAUGUACCCUCUUCUCCAACAUCUGAGAUUAAAAUUGUCAUCUUUAAAUAAAAUUAAAUGUUCACAAGCUAUAAAAAAAGAAAAAAAUGAAACAUUCAAGGAAAACCUUUCCUAAAAGGACCUAUAAACAUGGCACUGAAGAGGUGUGUGUUCAUGAGUUCGAGCAGAAUGGGGUUUUCAUUAGAGAAGCUGGGCCUCAGAGCUGAGGAGGAGGGAGACCGCUCCCUUUUAAUGUCUGUGAGUUCAAGUGAAAGUUCAGAAAAAGCCAAACACCGCGCUCUGGAAAAUGACGCUAAUUUGUAUUAGUGCUUUACAACUUUCAAAAAAAGCUUUCUCAUAGUAUUAUUUUAAAAUAGAUUAAAUAAGCUCUAAAAAAUAAUAUGUAAAACUUUAAAUUCUUAAAAAUUUAGGAAACUUUUUCCAAAGAAGAUAAUAUAAUUUUCAACAUUUUUUUUAUUAUUAUUGAAGAAAUGGCUUGUAUUGCUGGUAUGAAGGAAACUAUAUAGUGGUACAUAUUAUGAACUAACAAAAAAGGAAUAUCUUCCCAAAGAAUUUUUUUAAGAUGUACAGUUUAUAAUAGGUUGAAAUUAAACUUUAGUAAGAUUGCAUAUUUAUUUUUCUAAUACUGUAUUUGUGCUUAUCUAAACUGGAUCACAAUCUUUAAGAUUAAAUCAAAUGCUCUUAAAUAGACUCAUAAAAUACCAAUAUUGAUGAAUGUGAAUUAAACAGUUCAUUUCAUGAUCCACACUACUGUGCAUCAAAGAAAUAGAGGUAGGCUUCUGUUGAAAUCCAUACUAAUAACAAGCAAGCUAUAGCUCUCUAGUCAUCCAAUUCUUAGAUACAACCUAACAAAUAAAAUACUAUCUUAAAAUGCCUUUAUAACAAUCUACAAGUUUGGUUCAACUGUGGUAUCUGAAAAUGGAUACUGUCCUCUAUAAUUCCAAUAACUCAAUUAUAAUAAUUAACCUUUGAGUUUUUGACAGAUACUCUCCAAGUACAAUGGUUGCCACCUUUCUUUGAAGUCAAAAAUCACUAACUUAUAUAUCACUGGAACUAUUUAUUAAUAGUCCUUUUAGGGGCAGGAAGUCCUCCUAGGGCAGGAUCAUUUGAUAGAGAGUGAAAGAAUGAGUGUGAUUACAGGCGAAUCUUACUGCUGUAACUGGGAUCCAACCAUUACACCAUAUUAUUUUGAACUACUGAAGGUCAUAUCUAUACUACACACCCUCACUCCGUUAACUGUACUAUCCCCUUGGGUCUGGAAUGCUUUUCCUCCUGUUUGUCUCUUCCUCCACUUCCCUGUCCUUCCCCCUGGAAAACCCUCCUCGAGGCCCAGCUACAUAGAUGGUGCACAGGAAACAGACUGAACAUUGUGCGUUGAUGGGCCAGUUUCCACUGCCCAAAGGUUUCACUGAAACAUGACCAUUAGGUCUUAGAAAGUCCUGCCCCAACUGCCUUCCUAAAAUUAACUCUACUACAAAAUCCUCUCUAAGGAUUUUCAGGCAAAGGUCUCUAAGAAGUUUUCCCACGGUUCUCACGGGCCUAGAACAGGCUUGAGGGAAGGGAAGCAGUAGGGGAGGGAAGCAGUAGGGGAGGCCCUCUGAGGCUCUCGGCUCAGGCUCAGGGCCAGCCACACACAGGCAGCAUGCAUUCCUGCCAGUCAUUAAGGGUGAGGAUCUUCAAACCACAGUAUAUAAUCACAUGGUUCUAGUUUAAAAUGUCUUUACAACUUUUUAACAGUGUGUCCAAUCAGGAUUUCAGCUACUCAAUAGGGCUGUGAGGACAGCAUCAUUCACAUCCAUCUAUAAUAGUUUAUUCUUUCCAAAACGGCUCACAAACAUGUAAACACAACCUAAGAGUAUGCCACCUGUAUACUGCCUUCCUACCAUAUUUAUGCUAUGAUGGUAUCAGAACCCUCCGAAUGCAAAUAACAGGACUUCCUAACAUUUAAUUGAACAAGUCUCUGAUAUGGGACACUGUGACAGGUUUCAUUAUCAGACUGGUAUUUGAAUAAAUGUCUGACUCAUUUCACACUUGAUAUUAUGAAGAUUAGCUAGGUCAAAAAUUAUUCAAAGGCAUGGGCACAACAAUACUUCAUACAGUUCUAAAUGUUUAAACAAACUAGGAAACAAAAACAAUGGGCUACCUAAAAAAAUCAUUUCUAUUUAAAACUAGGUAAAUCACUUCUUCAAAAGUGCAGAAAUUUGUUCAGUGUUGAAGUGGGAUAAGCAAAGCGACAGGUCUCUUGUCUGCCUCUCUCCCAUUCUCAAGCUUCUUCUCUAAUAUGUCUUCUCCCCGUUCCACAUUCUCUACUCCUAUGUGACAGCCCUUAAGCUGAGACUAAGAAAAGCAUCUGUUUAGCGAUGCCACAGCAUCCUGGAAAUAGUUAUAUGCCACUUAAGAAGUGACAGGUUUGGGGACAGCACUCUGCCUUAUACAACAGUGAUGAUAUCAAAGCUGCAGAGCUUGUCAUACACAAGGCAUGAUGAAAAUCCGUAUCAUGUAAAAGUGUUUACAAACCAGCUCUCUGAGGGUGUUUACUUUCUUAGAACACAUGGCUUAAAGCAAAUAAAAUUUGAAACAUGUAGGUUUUAUUUCCCUCAAUGGGAAAAGAGUACAUCAGUUUAAAGAAGUCAGAAGAUGCAAACUCAGGUAGCAAAAGUAGAAAGAACUUCCCAUGUCCCCUUUUUGUUUGUCAUUCUUUCUCCUCCUAAAACAAUUAUUAGCACGAAGGAAAAAGAAAACACUCUCCCCACCUACAUCAUCCCAAAACUGUGCUCAGAACUUAGGAGAGAGGUGGAUGCCCAGUGUUAUCGUCCAUGUCCAUCAUAUAUAACUGAAGCUCUGAUUUUAAGAUGGUUAAUUCUCUAGAAAGAAACAUGCAUCAACAGGGAAAACUACCAGUUGAGCAAAUGAGCCAUUUCUAAAUAAAAUAGCUCAUGUGAAAAACCAAGUAGAUUUUCUAGGUAUGUUUUGAGCGAGGACAAGAGAAGAUCUGGACUACUUUUGAGAUUAUUACAAGACUUAAGAUUAUAAGGUGCUCUCAUCAAAUGGAACCCCCUCCCAUUCUUAUAAGCUUUCUUGGAUAUUUAACACAGUGCUAGGCACGGGGGCUUUCAGUUAGUAUAUAAUGACUGAUAUUAAAAAAGGGAGUAAAUAAAAGGAGAACCUGUACAUAGUUCAAAGUUAAUACCUUAAAGGCUAGAGAUAAUAUAGUUAUGGGAGGUAAUCAUUAUUGCUAGGGGAGUCUAUCCCCAAAUAAUCAAUUGCUUGUGGAUUAUCUAUGAAAAAGUUUUAAUUCCAGGGGAGAUUUUCCUUUGUGCCCUCCACGCCCUCCCUACCCCUUCAGUGGACCAUCUCCUACUAAUGCUCAGCCUAUACUUGUGUUCUGAAACUGCAAGAUGAGGGGGGGGAAAGUCAAGCAUAUGACGACUCUGUCAUAACGAUUAACUGCUAACAAAUGAAUACAGAGUACCUACCUUUCCUUGAAACUUUAAUCCAAUAAUUAAAAAUGUGAUAUAAAGAAAUAAUGUAACGUAGACUACAAGCUAUUGUAGGUCUGGAAAAUGAGCCUUACACUAUAUUACACAUUCUAAUCCUACACAUAACUGUCAGUAAACAUCUUUUUUUAAAACAUUACUACACAAAAGAAUCCCACAAAGCAUACAUUCAAACAAGAGGCAUCUAAAGAUUAAAAAAAUUACCCGCUGUAUUUUUGUAUAAAAAUAAUCAACAUUCUCUAAUGUACACAAAGCCAAAAGAUAAAUAUCUGUGAUGUCUUUAAUGACAUCUUUAGUCCUCUACUAGCUCAACACAAUCUUUUUGAAAAGAGCAGUGACAAUGACUGAAACCCAUGGACUCUUCCUUCCCCACUUACUGAACUCCUGCCAAAUAUCUGUGUAUGUUCCUUCUAUUUUAAAAC